GGUUCAGUGUCAUGCCGGUGCUCUGAAUGCCGGUGUCUGAGUGUGGGUUUUAUUUAUUUAGCGUCGUGCUGAUGAAUAAUUCAUAUUUAAUAUAACCAGCAAGCGUAAACACAAACAAGGCGAGUGGAGAGAAAUGCGGUUUUAUUCGGUGACAUAACACUUACAUAGCCUUUAUGUUUUGAACCUUACUUCACUUCUUUCUAUGAUAGCUAUGCUAGCUGUUUAGCCCGAGAAUUCUUUUGCGGCUAAACUCAUCUCUUUAUGUGUAGUCAAGUCCAUAUUUGCUCACCAGAUCCGCCUCAGCUGUAUGUCUGUUUAUGUCACAGGAUUACUCCAAGCUUGUUAAAGAAAUAUCCAGUACAGCCUGUUGGCUUUAUCUGACACUUGUAAGUUGUUUUUCUUCACAAUGAAAAUCUCCGUUUAGCUCAGCUCUCAGGGAGAUGGGGAAGGAGUGAUUAUUGUUACACCAUGUCUGGCUCACAAAACUCUUGUGAAACACCCAAGCCCAGCAAUGAUUACAGAACUAAUGGAGGGAUAGCAGAGGAGAACUCAGACAGUGAGGAACAUCCUUCUUUAUCAGCUUCACAACUGUUGUCACUUCAGAAAAAGAAAAUAGUCCUUCACAUCGAUCUGAACAACACCAUCCUCGUGUCUGAUGCUGUUACAAAACAAGGGACGGCUGCUGCUCUUGAGUACUUUUUGUCCACUGUGACCUGGGGACGGAUGGCAAAAGGAAAAUGGGAGUGGAUGUGUGAGUCUCCAUCUCUCCUCCCACCGUGUGAGGGUGCUGUGAGUUACUACUCUCAGUUUGGUAGAGUAGUAGGUUUCACCAAAGCUGGGCCAGGCAGGUGUUUCCGGAAGGUUUUUGAGGAACAUCUCGAACUGCUGCGCUGGCCUUCUGACCUGCCUGCACACAAAGAGCUCUCUGUAAAAGGAGAAGAUGGUAAGCUGUACCACUGGAUCCUCCCCUCUUUCUUCCAGCUGCUGCAGGAUCUGGCCUCACAAGGGAUCGAGUUUUCCAUCUUCUUCCGCACGUUUGGCACAGAUCUUCCACGUCUGUUGAUGGUCGUUCAGCGAGCGCUUGAGCAUGGCACCCAUCCACUCUUCCCUGUACUUCCACAACUGAAGCUAAGUGUGGACACAACACCAGGUCAGAUCAGAUGCAACACUAAGGGUGUGAUUCUGAUUCAUGGAGAGACGCGCAUAUCCACACAGGACGGGGAACGGAGUCUGUACCGGUACUUAAGCUCCUCACAUGGUCUGGGUGGCUUCCAGGACCACUUCAACUGGUGGGCACGAAACACAUACACCAUUAUGGGAGGAAAGCCACUGUGGAUUGACCCAUUUGACUCCACAAUCCAACACAUCUUUAUUGAUGACAACAUCCGCCAAAACAAUGAUGACACUAUUGUGCAUCCUAAGGUAUUUCUGGAUCCUGAGAGCUCCGAGACCCGCACAGCCUCCAUUUCAGAGCUGUAUGACCUGUGCCUGAUUCAAACCGACCUCCUCAGAGCCAUUUCUGAGCCCCGCUACUUCACCCAGCGCAUUCAGAUCUGCAUGGAGAACUAUGAGAGGAACCUUAGGCAGCAACUCGGCUAGAUUCCACAUGCCAUGAAUCACUAUGGAGUUUCAUUGAUUUUGAUUUUGAUUCGUGCAUUUGGGCCAUGUUUUCAUUAAUGAAAAGCAGUGUAGGAUGCUAUAUUUUCUAAAGGUGUGCUCACAUCUGCUAACAACCACUUGAGAGUAUUAGCACCAUCUGUGUGUCACCUUUAAAGGUGCAGAUUUGAAGUGUUUGUAGACCUGUGCUAAUAACAGUAUGAUUUCAAACAUAGCUUAGGAAACACUGAUUUGCAGUAUAGCUAUAGAAUGGAUCUGGGUAGUUUCUUGGUUUCAGGCUUAAAUAAAUGACAGCUUGCAACACAAACACAGUUUCUGCAGCGUGCAUAAGGUUGGUUGGGACAAAAGGGUAGGCACACACUAGCAGGUAAAAACUGACAUGCAACAAGUAAAUUUAUAUGCAACUGCACAACAUGGAGACAUGCUUCUGACAAUAGUGGCAAAUCGAGGUGCGCCGUUUGAUUUCAGAUUUUCCUAAUUGUAUGCAAAUAUGAUGUGGUAAAGUGAUGACUCCAAACAGUUGUCUCCAGUAAAUUCUUAAGACACAUGUUGUCCAGUGUCCCUCGAAAUCCUCUCGCUUUUGUUCCAAGCUGCGUUUAGUUUUGACUCUGUUGCAUUUGGCAUGCAAGAAUUGGAAGUAAACAGGAGUCUUAGUAUGUCCUUGGUUUUACUUAAACAGUACAAUGCACCUUAAACAGUAACAGUUAUGUGUAUAAAUUGUGCAGUAGACUGUAUACAUUUUGGCUGCUACCAUCUCAUAUCAGAACUUAAAACUGCUAGACAGAAUACUGCUGCGAGAGACAACAGUAGAGACAAUAUAUGUGAUGUUCGCUACUUGUUGCUUCAAGUACCAAAAUAAAUAAUUCACAAUAUUUUAUUUUAAAAAAAAAAGAUCAUGAUGCAACAUACCUCUAUUAAUAUACUAGUACUGAGAUUAUUCAGAUGUUGUUCAGUUCUAUGCAGUUAAUGCUACAUUUCUCUGUAAUGCAGAACUUCGAGUUGUGUCUGUGGAGAAGCUUUUCCUGACAUUAGAUUACUCAGGGAUUGUGAUGUUACUGGGUAUUUUUCUAUGAUUAUAACAUUAUACAGGUAUUUACACUUGGUCAUUAUCAUCAUACUUGAUUUUUGGAUGGUUUUCUUUGAAAAUGUAGCUAUAAAAUCAUGGUAUUUUGAGCAGCUGUAUUGCUCAGGAGUGAACACAUUAUUUUAAAAUGGUGUGUUGUUUUUUUUUUUGGUUUGUUUACAUAUAUACAUAUAUUCUGUUAGAAUGAUUUUUUUCCCCCCAUUUGAAAAGUUAGGGGGUAAAUAAUGUCAGUGGAGAGUACUUAUUAUCCUACUGAAAUCUGACACUGCAUCAUAAGUACUUAUUUAUUUAUUUGUGUUGAUAUUAUGUUAUAUUGGGUGAUAUAAAUGCUAUUUAGGUUUGUUUGUUUUUUAUUGUUUUUAAGGUUAUUAUUAAAAUAAAUUGAAUAA
This is a messenger RNA of Ictalurus furcatus (blue catfish), 3090 nucleotides long. RefSeq lists its product as uncharacterized. Lineage: Eukaryota; Metazoa; Chordata; Actinopteri; Siluriformes; Ictaluridae. The coding region runs from base 469 to 1599 and encodes 376 amino acids. The record is from RefSeq and is a predicted model, not a curated record. The transcript has 5 exons.